This is a messenger RNA of Python bivittatus (Burmese python), 923 nucleotides long. RefSeq names its product carbonic anhydrase 3. Gene Ontology annotation, cellular component: cytoplasm; cytosol. NCBI's taxonomy places the organism in Eukaryota, Metazoa, Chordata, Lepidosauria, Squamata, Pythonidae. The record is from RefSeq and is a predicted model, not a curated record. Gene Ontology annotation, molecular function: zinc ion binding; carbonate dehydratase activity.
GCCCCCGAGAGAAGACGAUGCGCAAGCAGUCCAUGCCCGAGGCCGUGACCUGGGGCUACAGCAAGGAAAAUGGGCCUGAUCGCUGGCAUGAAUAUUAUCCAAUAGCCAAAGGGAACAAUCAGUCACCUGUUGCAGUUCUUAGCAAAGAUGCCUCCAAAGACCCUGCUCUCCUGCCUUGGUUUACUGGUUAUGACCCGGGCGCAUCUAAGAACAUGAGAAACACUGGGAAAACACUGCGGAUUGCAUUUGAUGACACUUUUGAUCGCUCAGUACUGAGGGGAGGACCACUGCCGGGGAUAUACCGGCUCCGUCAGCUUCACAUCCACUGGGGUUCUACGAAUGACAAAGGCUCAGAGCAUGUGGUGGAUGCAAAAAGGCAUGCAGGAGAGAUACAUUUGGUACACUGGUAUUCCAAGUAUAGUAAUUAUGCUGAUGCCUUGAGAAAAACCGAUGGUGUGGCUACUAUAGCCAUUCUAAUGCAAGUAGGGAAAAACCCUAAGCCAGAGAUGAAAAGAAUUAUUGAAGAAAUAGAUGGUAUUAAAACAAAGGGGAAAGAGGUUCCUUUUCAAAACUUUGAUCCAUCUAUCCUCUUCCCUCAAAAUCGGAAUUACUACAGUUAUCAAGGCUCUUUUACAACGCCUCCUUGUGAAGAGUGUGUUACCUGGAUUCUUCUGAAAGAGCCAAUAGUUGUUGAUGAGCACCAGAUGUCAAAGCUGCGUAGCCUUUCUAGCAAUAGUGCAGAAGAACCUCAUUGCCCUUUAGUGGACAACUGGCGGCCUCUUCAGCCUCUCAACAACAGGAUGAUACGAACAACAUGUCAAUAGAAUCUUUACUGGAGUUGCUGUCUUGAGUCACAAAGACCUUUUACACUCAUGUUGUAUAUAGGGUUGUUUUUCCUCCAGAUCUAUGCUGUUGAGCCAGAA